AUGGAGGAGGCGAAUCAGACUGAGACGAUCCGCUUCCACUUCCGCCCCUUCUCCAAACUCCCCGAGGUGCAGAUGCUGAUUUUCGUGACCUUCCUGAUUAUGUACCUGGUCAGCAUCAGCGGCAACAGCUCCAUUGCUCUCAUCAUCUGGAUCUACCGUUCCCUCCACACCCCCAUGUACUUCUUCCUGGCCAGCCUGGCCGUCCUGGAGAUCUGCUACUCCUCUACCAUUGCCCCUCUCACUCUGGCCAGCAUCCUGUCCACGGAGAAAACCCUCAUCUCCCUGCCUGGCUGUGGUGCCCAGAUGUUCUUCUUCAUAUUCCUGGGCAGUGCGGACUGCGUGCUGCUGGCCAUCAUGGCCUAUGACAGGUUUGUGGCCAUCUGCCACCCUUUGCAUUACACCCUCAUGAUGAGCUGGCAGUUGUGUGCCCGACUGGCUCUGGGCUCUCUGGCGCUGGGCUUCAUCUUGGCCAUGCAGCUGACUGUGCUCAUCUUCCGACUCCCCUUCUGCAGCAGCAAGGAAGUCGGCAUGUUCUAUUGUGAUGUCCUUCCCGUCAUGAGAUUGGCCUGUGCGGAUACCCGGGUCCACGAGGCCACUUUGUUUGUGGUUGGUGUCACUGUCCUCACCAUACCCUUCCUGCUCAUCACCCUCUCCUAUGUCUUCAUUGUGGCCGCCACCCUCAAGAUCCGCUCCGCAGAGGGGAGGCACAAGGCCUUCUCCACCUGCUCCUCCCAUCUGACCGUGGUCCUGCUCCAGUACGGAGGUGGGAGCCUCAUCUACCUGUGCCCCAGCUCCAGCUACUCUCCAGAGUGGGGCCAGGUCGUGUCUGUGGUUUACACAUUCAUCACCCCCAUGCUGAACCCCUUGAUCUACAGUCUGAGGAACAGAGAGCUUAAGGAUGCUCUGAAAAGAGCAACGAUGAGGUUCCUGCCGUCCUAA
Messenger RNA from Phacochoerus africanus (Common warthog), 939 nucleotides. RefSeq names its product olfactory receptor 10V1-like. Gene Ontology annotation, molecular function: G protein-coupled receptor activity; olfactory receptor activity. Gene Ontology annotation, biological process: G protein-coupled receptor signaling pathway. The record is from RefSeq and is a predicted model, not a curated record. The coding region runs from base 1 to 939 and encodes 312 amino acids. Lineage: Eukaryota; Metazoa; Chordata; Mammalia; Artiodactyla; Suidae. Gene Ontology annotation, cellular component: membrane. The transcript has a single exon.